GGAACAGCCUAACUGGAAUAAGUGCUCCAUCCUCCCCUUCAAUAUCCCGCAUCAGCAGAUUUCGCACGCAGGCCCCAUUCCGAACCCCUCCCCUUUAAUCGUUUUCUCCUUAAGCCGGAUGGGCAACCCUUUGGUGGUCUCAAAGAAGAACUGCCUCUCCUCACCCUCCAACUCCGCCUCGGACAUCUCCUCACCCCCACAGAGUCUGGUCUUCGUCGCCUCUCCAGAGUUGAAAUUUUCCGUCAAUUCCCUACUGCCCGUUUCCCCUGUAGCAGACGUAUCCUCACUGCCAUUACCGAAGCGGUUCCUCUGGACUGGUGGGAGGUCCUCCUCCCUUUUCAACGUCCUCUGGGAUCCUUGUCUGCAGGAGAUUGGACUGUCCCUGUCUCCCCUCCUCCCCCCUCUCCUCCUCAACUACUGCAGGUUCGCGUUACACUCCCAGGCGAUCUGGUGGUAG
This is a messenger RNA of Closterium sp. NIES-65, 457 nucleotides long. Lineage: Eukaryota; Viridiplantae; Streptophyta; Zygnematophyceae; Desmidiales; Closteriaceae. The record is from the annotation of a GenBank genome assembly.